AUGUCUAAAUUGAGGAAUGAAAUGGUUGAGGAAAAAGGAUUUGUGAUGCUGCCAGUAACAUCAGACAUGCUCGAGGGAUUUAAUUCUUCAAAGGAAAAUACUAGUGCUAAUCGAUCUUCUUCUCAGUCGCCAGUUGAUGAGUCGAAUUAUUCCAAGGGCCUCAAUUCUUUGAAGAUAAUGAAGACUGGAUCGUCUUCUUCAGCCCCUGGUUCUGUAAUUGAAACAAAUGAUGGCAAGGGCAUUUUGGGAAAAUUUCCUUUUUCGCAAGCUGCUCCAGUUAAUUCAGGUACCCCUUUGGUCUUUGAUGAUAAUCCUAUUGCCCCAAUUAGUUGUCCUACUAAUUGUAAUGAUGAAGAUAUGAAAGAUUCAAUGAAUGAGAAUGGGAAUUUGGAAGUUGAUUCUGGUAAUAAUAUGAAGAAGGAACAGGGAGCUAAUUUCUUGAACAUGGAUUUUUUCGAAACCUGUUAUUUCCCCUGCAGCUAA
Molecule: messenger RNA, 483 nt
Organism: Lactuca saligna
Lineage: Eukaryota; Viridiplantae; Streptophyta; Magnoliopsida; Asterales; Asteraceae
Source: the annotation of a GenBank genome assembly